Molecule: messenger RNA, 3537 nt
Organism: Chara braunii
Lineage: Eukaryota; Viridiplantae; Streptophyta; Charophyceae; Charales; Characeae
Source: the annotation of a GenBank genome assembly
UUCAUCAGUUGUUUUUUGGAAGGGGAGGAGGUGGUUGCAACAGUAUGGCCAGCGGGAGCAGGGCAGGGGGUGCGGUUGGUGGAGAAGGAAGCCGGAAGCAAACAGAAAGAGGAGGGGGUAAAGGGAAGGACAUUGCGAGCUCAAGCGCACCUUUGUCGGGUGUGGUUGACAAAGUCCCGACGCCAGCUACGGACCCAUCCUUGUUCGUCCCACAGCCGGAGGAAAGGCAAAGGAAGCUGCAGGGCGAGAAGGAGGUGUGGAAGCAUGUGGAGCAAGGUCAGGAGGCUGCGCCGAAGGGGCGGGGAGACUUCACAACAUUUCAGCGGGGGGGGGGUGCUAUCACCGAAGACGACAAGAGUGUGGUUGUACCACGCGGUUACGAGGGGCCACAACCGUCAAUUGCUGCUGGGAGGGAGCCAGUGGAGGAGGUGGUGCACCGAGGAAAAGAAACUGCAGCGGUAGAGGCGGUGGGAGAAGAUGGUGAUUUCACCGAAAGGGUGGCUUCAUUGCAGCAAACGACCAUCAAGAGAUGGGUCGACAACGCAACGCAGAAGAAGUUGGACGUUGCGUGGGCGGAGGCAAUGUUCAGAGUCGGAAUUGCAUUCCAGUUCCUGGAGUUCGACACCACCCGACAGCUGCACGACGUGUAUCUCGAGGUGGCGAAUGCCAGACCGAAGGUGAAGUUGUCGUCUUCGAUGCACAUUCAGACUGUCAUGCUCGAGUUCAUUUUCAUGCACAUUCAAAAGCAAGUGGAGCCUUUGACAAAAUGUUGGGAUGUCACCGACUGCACUUUCAUCACAGACGGGUCUAAUGAUCGGAGGGAGCGGCCUGUCAUGAACUUUUUAGCGGUGGGGGAGCAGGGAGCUGUUUUAGUGACGACGGUGCACAUGGACGGCAAGAAGAAGACGGGAGCAGCGUUGGCGAAACUUUGGGAGAAAAUAAUGAGGGAGAUCGGGCUGCAUCGCAUCAAUGCGAUUUGCACUAACAAUGCGGAGGUGAACAAGAGAGCAGCUCAAAUUUUGGAACGACGCAUGGACCCUGCGGUUUCAAGGAUACCUUGGGUUCCCUGCGCUGCACAUUGCUGCAGCUUGCUGCUAAGGGACAUCAACAAGUUGGACUGGGUGAAGGGCACGAUGAAGCGGGGCCACACCAUCGUCAAGUUUAUCAGGAAUCACCACACGACUAACAGUUUCAUGAUGAGUUUGGACUCAUCAUUAAUGUUAUUGCGACCGGUUGAGGUCCGUUUCGGGUCGGUGUACACUGUACCGGAGGCUGGAGCGGAUACACAACCGGAGGGCAAUUUUGAAGGAUAUGGUGGACGCAAGGAAUGUGGGGAAAUGGAAGGCGAUGUGGUGGUUAAGCGCGAAGCUGCAAGCGAAAGCGGAUCUCGUGUACUUCACAAUGCGGAGGGGUGCUUGGUGGACGGAGCGGUGGAGAUGAUGGAGUCGUUGUAUCUCCUACUGCGGAGGAUGGACAAGGACGGGACUGCACCGUCAAACCUUGUGGAGUACGACCUACUCAUGGAGAGGAUGCUGGCGGAGGUUGUGCUCACACCGGAGCAACGAAGUUCUGUGCUAGAGAAGGUGAGGAACCGCACGAAGAUGAUGCAGCAACCGGUGCACACGCUGGCUUUUUUUCUCGACCCGCGGAGGAGAGACCCGAAGUGGUUGCUGGACCGGAAUAGCGCACUUGUGCAGAACACGCUGCGUUAUUUGCAGAGGCAAAUUGGCGGACCUUGGAGGUCCAAGGCGCACGUGGAUAUAUUGAGCGACCUCCGCGAGUUUCACAAGCGACCCACCGCGUACAACCUCAAGCAGAAGGACACGAAGAUGUGGGAUGAGGAUGCGGUCACAGAUGCUGAUUGCAUCUCGCCGUCGGAGUGGUGCGCAACACAUGGUGGCGAUGUGUCGACGUUGCAGGCCAUUGCUAUCAAAGUGAUGGGCAUGUGGAGCACUGCAACUCCGGCGGAGCGUAAUUGGUCCUCGAUGGACUUGGUGCACUCCAAGCGAUGGAAUUGGUUGAACCCCACGGCCGUGGAGAAGCUUGUGUACAUUCAUUGGAAUAUGAAUCUGUUGCGGGCGAGCAAGAACUUAAAGGACCAUCACUACGUCGACUUGUGGGCGGAGUUCUUCGAGUCGCUUCCUGAUUCGGAGGAGGGCGAUGAUCCUCUUUUGGAGGAGCCCGAGGAGGAGAAGGGGAAAAUGGAGGAGGAACAGGCGCGGGAACGGGCCUUAACCAAGUUACCAAAGGGCUGGAUUCCGAAGAACCUCGAAGAAGAUGAAGAGGAGCACACGGACGACAGCGACUUGGGCGACGAGAUAUGGAAGGGAAAGGCUCCAUGGUCUGAAACGUCUAGUGAAGGGGAGGCAGAAGACUCGUCCAACAAUAUUUUGGGUUGGGAGUGCGACCGUCAAUUCCGGGCACCACAUAUGUUGGGAGGCCAACAAUGCAGCGCCAUCGAGAACGCCCGCCCACAACGCCACCUCAACGGACGGCGAAUACAAGUGCACAGUACGACAUCCAAUCCGAUGUUGAGCUACCGCAGACGGACACCGACAUUGACACUGAUUUUGACAUGGAUCUCGCCAUCCAAUCCGAUGUUGAGCUACCACAGACGAACACAUGGUGACAUUGACAUGGAUCUCGGCGAAUACAAGUGCACAGUACAACAUCCAAUUGACGCGGAUGAGGCGGAGGCCAAUUGUGCGAAGGCAAUCGCUGAUGCGGAUCGCGAACAAGUGCAAAGGAGAAUGAGAGAGGAGGAGAAGCAGCGACCAGCUAUACCAACCCGUAGAGAAAUGGAGAAACAAAACAAGAAGGUUGGAGAGCAUGAACCGGAGCCUGUGCUGGAGAUGGGGCAGCAAGAGGAGGAGGAAGAGGAGGAGAUGGGCCAGCAAGACGAGGAGGAAGAACACGAGAUGGCCCACCAGGCGCAGAAAGAAGAAGAGAUGGAGGACGAAGAAGAAGAGGCUUGCAUGGAGCGGCGAGAGGAGGAGAUGGAACAAGACAAAGGGAAGGGCACGGACCAGCAAGAAGAGGGGUUGGAGGAACAACAUGCGGAACGAGUGGGAGAGAGCAAGGAGGAGCAGCAGCACAACGAGAUGGCGAACAGCGAGGAGGAGCCGCAACAGCAACAGCAUGCAUCGACGACCGUGUACAAGCGUCAAAAGAAAACAGCGCAGCCUGCCGGGUCACCGGAGAAUUCCCCUGAAUUCCCAGACAACGUAGAGGGAAGCCAACACGACAACCUGUGGGUCAGCAGGGUUGGGAGGAAGAGGAAGCUGCCCCCUGUCGACGAUGUGCCGAGGCCGAAACUUCCACGUGGCAGGCCUCGGAAGAACCCUACUGCCGGUCCGGCUACGAAGCCGAAAAAAAAAAAACAGCAGUGCAAGCCUCGCAAAAAGAUUGUCGAGGAUGACCCCGAUUCCGACAGCUGCAGCGAGCAGUUCUUCGAAGACGAGGGUUACACUGAUGACUGACAUUGGUGUGUGUGUGUGUGUGUGUGUGUGUGUGUGCGUGCGUGCGUGGGUUUUCGUG